This is a messenger RNA of Anguilla anguilla (European eel), 1146 nucleotides long. Its product is annotated as mucin-4. NCBI's taxonomy places the organism in Eukaryota, Metazoa, Chordata, Actinopteri, Anguilliformes, Anguillidae. Bases 58 to 882 code for a protein of 274 amino acids. The transcript is spliced from 7 exons. The record is from RefSeq and is a predicted model, not a curated record.
GUCAGUGUACCUGUACAUCAAAUCUCACGUUUGGAGACACGUGUCAAUUUGGGAUCAAUGUCACCCAUACCGAGAUUGCUUGCGGUUCUCUGUAAACAAGCGGAUCCACGAAACUUUAAAGAUGUGAAAGUUGUUGCUCUCAAGAAUGGAAGCAUUAUUGCUGAGAGCGUGGCUCAAUACAACUAUCCUAACAACAACACAGAAAUCAUGUUCCUAAAUGAGGGUCUGAGGCACACAUUAGUGGCAAUUUUUAAUAACACAGAAAAUAUGAGAAACCUGAGUCAAGCCGUUGGAGCUGUCUCCAUUCAGGAGACCAGUAUCAUUCUGCAACCAUCAAAAAUAAAGAACAUUUCAGAUCUGGGGCCAUUCAUGUUCUGCUCACUGGAUUUUUCCAACUACACCUUGGAGAUAAUCAGUGGAGUCUGGUUGUGUUUGGGCCCCUGUAAAACACAGCCUGACUACUGUCACCAGCAUGGAGAGUGCUUUAACAUGAAGACUGGACCCACAUGUUUCUGCGAUGAGUCUCCACUAGUGCAGUACCAUGGCCAGCAGUGUGAGAUGUUCCAGUGGGGAGCAGGGUUCUACGGGCUACUGUUCGGCGUGCUGGGAGCCGUGCUGCUGCUCUUCAUCGCUCUCAUAGCGGUGGUACUGGUUCUGAGGAGGAGGAGGGGUCAACAAGAGUUCGGCAACGAUAGAAGGUUUCUGUUUCUAAAGGAAGAUUUUUUCAACUUUUCAAACACAGCCUUGAUCAACAGAGAUCCAGAGUCCACAGGACUGUCUGGGAGAGCUGGGAAGUACGACCUGGAUAACAGCCACACCUUGCCCAACACACCAAAUCCAGAAUCUUUCCGGCCUUCACCAGAAAACCCUUACAAAUCUUGAACAUUUGUAUUUUUUCUUUAUCAGACGAGGGUGAAGCAUCCAGAGGUGUUACCUUCAUGGACUGACCAAUAUCAAUAAGAGUCUCUGUUCCUAUCUACUCUUUUUUUUUCCAUUUUCUCCCAUUUUUUCCCCAAUUUUAGUUGUUAUACCAAUUCCCUGUGUGUAUCACACAGUCCUGGUCAAUGCGCUAUCCUGUGUCAGUCUGGGGAGGGUGUAGACUACCACAUGCCUCCUCUGUUACAUGUGGAGUCACCAGAGGCUUCU